AUGGCGGUGGCACCAAAGAGGAACGAGGAAGAAGAGUUCCUAAUUUUCUACAGGAAACUUGGAAGCCAUAAGAGAAACACGAAGCUUACGCUGAGAUAUGUUGAUACGAACCUCUCUGUGAAAUUUGACGACGAACGAUCGCCAGAGGGUGGCGGUGGACAGCGAUGGUACUUCCCCGGCGAGACAAACCAAGGUCAGAUCCAAGUUUCCAGUGUUGAUACGAACCUCUCUGUGAAAUUUGACGACGAACGACCGCCAGAGGGUGGUGGUGGACAUCGGUGGUACUUCCCCGACGAGGGGAUAUCUUCGGACAAGAUCUUGGAUGUAAGAAAGCUUUUAGCAGUCCACGUUGAGACCUGCCAUUUGACCAACUUCUCCCUCAAUCACGAGGUACGAGGAAAUCAACUUAAGGAUUCCGUCAACAUUGUCUCGCUUAAACCUUGUCAGCUGUCUAUCAUCCAAGAGGAUUACACGGAGGAUCUAGCGGUUGCGCACAUCCGACGGCUUCUCAACAUUGUCUCCUGCACAACCUCAUUCGGUUCUCCAAAAUCUGCUGGUCGAACCAGUCCCAAAGAAUCGGGUUCUAAGGAAUUGACUGUCGUCGACAAUGGUCCGACCCAUGGGUGUGAAUCUCCCAAUAACUCCAAGGCGAAGGAAAAAAUCGACGCUACUGCGGCAGUGUCGAUGUGUCCUCUGCCCCGGCUCAGCCAGUUCUAUGAUUUCUUCUCCUUUUUUCACCUCAAUCCACCUAUACAAUGUAACAUCCUACACCAGUACGACACACAAUCGAUCAAUGAGAGUGUCACACAGAACUACCAGAGUGACUAA
This is a messenger RNA of Hibiscus syriacus, 828 nucleotides long. Its product is annotated as protein TSS-like. Gene Ontology annotation, biological process: organelle organization. The record is from RefSeq and is a predicted model, not a curated record. Gene Ontology annotation, cellular component: cytoplasm. Bases 1 to 828 code for a protein of 275 amino acids. The transcript is spliced from 6 exons. NCBI's taxonomy places the organism in Eukaryota, Viridiplantae, Streptophyta, Magnoliopsida, Malvales, Malvaceae.